AUGUCCGCCAAAACCGAAGAAAAGCCACGAGUCUCUGCCCCGGUCGCUGAAGAGGAGGAGGAUGACUACUCCUCGUCGGACGAGGACUACUCCAGCGCCGACGACGACGACGACUACGAGGAAGAAGUACCACGGCAGCAGCAGCAGGCUCUCGCGCAGCGGCAGGGACAGCAGCAGGGCCAACAGCAACAACAGCCAGGCCAAGUCUCAGCGCCGCAGGCGCAAGCACCAGCGAAGGAGAAGGGCCACUCCGGCGCGCCCAGCGUAAGGCUGGACCUCAAUAUCGAACUCGAGGUUACCCUGAAGGCUAGGAUUCAUGGAGAUUUGACGCUCGCGCUGUUGGGAAAACCAAAGCUCGUCGCGGUGUGCGAGAUCCAGUCUGCGCUCGGAGAGAAUUCGGUCGAGUAG
Molecule: messenger RNA, 408 nt
Organism: Tricharina praecox
Lineage: Eukaryota; Fungi; Ascomycota; Pezizomycetes; Pezizales; Pyronemataceae
Exons: 2
Coding region: 1-408 (135 amino acids)
Source: RefSeq, a predicted model, not a curated record